AUGCCUGCACAAAGACACAGCACCUCCGCACAGAACACACGACGCGACUCAAAAACGUACAGGCAGUUCCACAGUGGGACACCGGGGGGCAGGGCCGGGCGCAGUGGGGGCUGGCUGGGGGUUGAGACGACUGGACUCCACCCCACUGCGCCCGUGCUGAAGUCCCCGGGACGUCCCACAACACAAAACAAGCUCGCCCCAUGUGGCAUCGCAGCGUACUGUAUUGGGCACUGGGCAAAACCGCGCCGCCUUCACAGCACUUCAUAG
This is a messenger RNA of Knipowitschia caucasica, 267 nucleotides long. The record is from the annotation of a GenBank genome assembly. NCBI's taxonomy places the organism in Eukaryota, Metazoa, Chordata, Actinopteri, Gobiiformes, Gobiidae.